AUGGAUCCCUCCCUCUACAAGCAGCGCACUACCACUCGUGGCUUGAAGUACAACUACUUCGCCGCACCCGGCGAUGCGUUCAAACCGACACUGCUUUUCGUGCACGGUUUCCCCUCAACCUCCCAUGACUGGCGUCUCCAGGUUGCCUUCUUCAAGAAUGCGGGCUACCCCAUCAUCGUGCCGGAUUUACUAGGCUAUGGCAGCACAGACAAGCCGGCCGAUUCUGCGUUGUACAGGUAUAGCGCCAUGUGCGCGGACAUUGUCGAGAUCCUGGACUUGGAGGGUGCUCGCGACGUGAUCGCGAUCGGGCACGACUGGGGUUCUAUUCUAACGUCUCGCCUGGCCGUCUUUCACAAGGAGCGCUUCCUCGCGUUUGCGUUCCUAGCCGUUGGCUACUCGCCAUCCGCCGCGGACUUCGACUACGAGAAGGGGCUCGCAUUAACAAAGCAGGCCCUUGGCUACGAGACAUUUGGAUAUUGGCGAUUCUUCAGCGAGGAUGGCACAGACCGCGUCAUUAAGGACCAUUCCGAGUCGUUCCUUUCCAUCGUCCACGCAGCCGACCCACAAAUCUGGAAAACAGACUUCUGCCCUUCUGGCGCGUUGAAGACUUGGCUGACCGCGGACAAGAAGUGCGCGGUCGGCUCGUAUCUGAACGACAAGGACAAGGAAAUUUUCAAGCAGAAUAUAGAUCAGGGACUCGGCGGUGCGCUCAACUGGUACAGGAUCAUGCUUUUAGGCAUCGCCGCCGAGGAUAGCAAGAACAUCGCGGAGCCGCAGAUGCUGAUCGAACAGCCGGUCUUCUUCGGUGAGGCCAAACAUGACGCCGUGGCCGUACCCCGGCUAUACCUCCCGCAAAUGCAGAAACUCUGCACUAAUCUCACGGUGCGAGAGUAUGAUUGCGGGCAUUGGGUUCAUCUCGUACUUGCGGAUGAUGUGAACUCCGCAUUGGCUGAUUGGAUCAGCGGAAUGAAAAAGCCGAAGCUGUGAACUCCGCUCUGGGCAAUUUCCCAAUGGGAAGCAGGAGAACAUGGUGGUAUAAUACUUGUGCUUAGAUACAUUCAUUCAAGAUCUAGCAUUGUUGCUGAACGU
This is a messenger RNA of Postia placenta MAD-698-R-SB12, 1089 nucleotides long. RefSeq lists its product as hypothetical. NCBI's taxonomy places the organism in Eukaryota, Fungi, Basidiomycota, Agaricomycetes, Polyporales, Adustoporiaceae. The transcript has 6 exons. Gene Ontology annotation, molecular function: catalytic activity. Bases 1 to 987 code for a protein of 328 amino acids. The record is from RefSeq and is a predicted model, not a curated record.